CUAUUUGAAGGAGGCGCGCGGACGGUAUACGCACUUCAGUACGCGGACAGAAGCUGGAGGUUCGGUGCCUAACGCUGUUCCGCUGACCCCAUAGGACUCAGACGUGGGCUCGGCCCCAGCCACGGCCGGACGAGGGGAUGGCCAAGGUAUCGGUGCUGAACGUGGCUGUGCUGGAGAAUCCGAGCCCUUUCCACAGCCCCUUCCGGUUCGAGAUCAGCUUCGAGUGCAAUGAGGCUCUGGCGGACGACCUGGAGUGGAAGAUCAUUUAUGUUGGCUCAGCUGAGAGUGAGGAGUUUGAUCAAAUCCUAGACUCGGUGCUGGUCGGCCCUGUCCCAGCAGGGAGACACAUGUUCGUCUUUCAGGCCGAUGCUCCCAACCCAUCCCUCAUCCCUGAGAGCGACGCCAUAGGUGUGACCGUGGUCCUCAUCACCUGCACCUACCAUGGGCAGGAGUUCAUCCGCGUGGGCUAUUACGUCAACAAUGAGUACCCUGACCCAGAGUUGCGGGAGAACCCGCCCCCAAAGCCAGACUUCUCUCAGCUCCAACGGAACAUCUUGGCCUCGAAUCCCCGAGUGACCCGUUUCCACAUUAACUGGGACAACAACACGGACAGGCUGGAAGCCAUAGAGAACCAGGAUCCCACCCUAAGCUGCAGUCUCCCCAUCAACUAUACCCCUGUCAAGGGCUUGGGGCUCCCUGGCUGCAUCCCUGGCCUCCUCCCUGAGAACUCCAUGGACUGCAUCUAACUGGGGAACUCCAGACCCUACCUGGGCCCAGCUAGGACUAUGGCCAGUCUCCCAACAUAUCUGGAGGGGCAGUUGGGCCUCCUGGAGAGUCCUAUGGGGGCCAUCUGGAAGACUUUGGGGCCAUCAACUACAUUCAGGCCUGUCAAACUUGUCCCUGAGGAAAGAUCGGGCCUCAGGUCUCCCAGCCUCAGCCCAGAAGAAUUAUCUCACCUUUACUGUCCAGGCCUAUAAAAAGCAGGUACUUCAGUUCUUAAUUCUAACUUGUGUCCUUUCUCUCCUCCACAUAUAGGCCAUUGUGCUCCCAUGCUCCCAUUUAAGUACCAUUGACCCACAGUUCUUCCCACAGACCUCCCUGUCCGGCCUUGAGGCUUUCUUGGUCAGUGGUUCCAGCCCUAUUGGGCCAAAGGCUCUGUCAUUCCUUUCCCUUCCCAAACAUCUGAGUAGAUCCACCCAGCUUUCUGGAGUCACAAGGAAUCUGGGAUAGAAGGUGGACUCGGUCACAAUUUCUGUCCUUUUCCCAGAAUGUUUUUUAGGUCUUUUCAACCCAGCAACCCCUGGAAAACCCUGUUCCCAAAAGUAUGAUCAGCAGGAUGCUGAGGAAUGAUGGUUGACUCUCCUCUCAGUCACAACCACCUUCUUGUUACCUCCUAACGAUCUGGAUUUCCCUGGAGGCUGCCACUGUGCGGAGAUCACAUAUUGGAGCAGCCUGCCGUGCUCUGUCCAUCUAUGUCGGCAUCAGGGCCCCUCUGCUAAGACUUUAUGCUCUCACAGGCUACAGAGUGAUUGUAGGCAUGGGAAACAGUAGGGACCCUGAAAACCUCCCUCCCCCUGCCAUACUGUGUCAUGUUCCCCAUCCCUUCGCUGCUAAGUGGAUGCUGUUGGUGAUUACAGUUUGUAUAUUAAAGAGUUUUUAUAUUAAAUAUGUUUGGCUGAUCUAAAAAUGCA
Miniopterus natalensis is the source of this 1691-nucleotide messenger RNA. It is a transcript of the gene ASF1B, whose product is annotated as anti-silencing function 1B histone chaperone. NCBI's taxonomy places the organism in Eukaryota, Metazoa, Chordata, Mammalia, Chiroptera, Miniopteridae. Gene Ontology annotation, biological process: DNA replication-dependent chromatin assembly. Gene Ontology annotation, molecular function: histone binding. The record is from RefSeq and is a predicted model, not a curated record. Gene Ontology annotation, cellular component: nucleus; chromatin.